Molecule: messenger RNA, 2105 nt
Organism: Mercurialis annua (annual mercury)
Lineage: Eukaryota; Viridiplantae; Streptophyta; Magnoliopsida; Malpighiales; Euphorbiaceae
Product: glucose-1-phosphate adenylyltransferase large subunit 1-like
Exons: 16
Coding region: 356-1933 (525 amino acids)
Biological process (GO): glycogen biosynthetic process
Molecular function (GO): glucose-1-phosphate adenylyltransferase activity
Source: RefSeq, a predicted model, not a curated record
GAAAUCUCAACUACCCCAAAGAUUUUAUUUCAAGAAAAUGCUGAAAUCAUGGGCCAUUUUACUCCUACUCAAAAAUCUCUACGCCUCUUUUCAACUUCAGCAAAAUCAAUUGGAACUCACUCACUACUCACUUCAUCUCUCAAAAUAAUAAUAAUAAAUGGAUUGAUUCCCAGGAAUUGAUCUAGUCAUCUCCAAAUUAUAAUAUAUGAAAAUUAUUCUUUUGGAACAUUUCCAAGUUUUAAUUAUAUUAUUUUAAAGAUGAAAGUGGAUUCCAUGUUUUGUUCAAAAACCAGAGUUGAAGUUGAAAAUUCUUGAUACAAGUAUUUUCCUGGUAUAUAAAUUCACAUAAUAAAGAAUGGCUGUGGCUGAUUUACAUGGGCUGAUGUCAAUGUCUUCUGGCAUCCAAUUAUCGCGCCAUGACAAGUUUCUGUCUUCGCGGUUUGCUGGCGAAAAAGUGGGAAUUAGCUCGGUUUCUGGUUCUCAAAUUGGAAAGAUUAAUUUUCCCCGGAAAAUGUGUAAUAAAGCAACAACUCGGUUCUUGACUACUUCUGUCCUGGCUGAUGUUGCUAAAGAUUUUAUGAACUGCGAGGCUCCGGUGCUUGUGAAACCAGAAGCAGAUCCAAAGACGGUUGCAUCUAUUAUAUUAGGUGGUGGAGCGGGGACAAGAUUGUUUCCUCUUACUCGUAGAAGGGCUAAACCAGCUGUACCAAUUGGGGGAUGCUAUAGAUUGAUUGAUGUUCCAAUGAGUAAUUGCAUCAACAGUGGAAUCAACAAAAUUUACAUCCUUACGCAGUUCAAUUCUCAGUCUCUCAAUCGUCAUAUUGCUCGAACAUAUAAUUCGGGAAAUGGUGUAAACUUUGGCGAUGGAAUUGUUGAGGUUUUAGCAGCCACUCAAACACCUGGGGAAUCUGGAAAGAAGUGGUUUCAGGGCACAGCUGAUGCUGUAAGACAGUUCCUCUGGUUGUUUGAGGAUGCAAAACAUAGCCACAUUGAGAAUAUUCUGAUAUUAUCUGGCGAUCAUCUCUAUCGGAUGGAUUACAUGGACUUUCUGCAGAAGCACAUUGAUUCUGGUGCUGACAUUACAGUCUCUUGUCUCCCUGUAGAUGACAGCCGCGCCUCUGAUUUUGGGUUGGUAAAGAUUGAUGCGACAGGGCAGAUCAAUCAAUUUCUUGAGAAGCCCCAGGGAGAAAGUUUGAAAUCUAUGAGAGUAGAUACAAGUGCUCUAGGAUUAUCAGAGGCAGAUGCAAAGAAGCUCCCAUACAUUGCAUCAAUGGGAAUUUAUAUGUUCAAGACGGAUGUUCUGCUUAAACUUUUAAGGUGGCACUAUCCAACAGCCAAUGAUUUUGGAUCAGAAAUAAUUCCAUUGUCUGCAAAAGACUAUAAUGUUCGGGCGUAUCUAUUCAAUGACUACUGGGAGGACAUUGGUACUAUAAAAUCCUUCUUUGAUGCCAACUUGGCUCUAACUGAUCAGCCUCCCAAGUUUCAGUUCUUUGAUCCACUCAAACCAAUCUUCACAUCUCCCAGGUUUCUACCGCCAACUAAAAUAGAGCAGUGCCGGGUAAAGGAUUCCAUAAUUUCACACGGUUGCUUUUUAAGAGAAUGCAGCGUCGAACAUUCCAUUGUUGGGGUUCGCUCAAGACUAGAAUAUGGGGUUGAGCUGAAGGAUACGAUGAUGAUGGGUGCUGAUUAUUACGAAACUGAGGCAGAGAUAGCAGCUGCUUUAGCUGGAGGAAAAGUUCCAAUAGGUGUUGGCCAAGAUACCAAAAUAACGAACUGCAUAAUUGACAAGAAUGCAAGAAUUGGGAAGAAUGUGGUGAUAGCAAACAAAGAUCAUGUGGAAGAGGCAGAGAGACCAUCUGAAGGAUUCUACAUUAAAUCAGGAAUAACUGUAGUGGUGAAAAACUCUGUUAUAAAGGAUGGGACAAUCAUAUAGUAUUAAUUUUUUUCUUGAAGGCAAAAUGGGGCAUCAUACAUACAUGUAGAUUAGAGAUCAGGGUCAUCUUUUUUCUAGGUUCAAUAAGCUUAAGCAGCAUUAAUUCAUUGAUCAUCAUGUACUUAAAUUAUUAUUUUUUGGGAUUUUUCAUUCAAUAGAUGAUAGUUUGGUA